AUGGCGAUUGGAAACACUGAAAGUGAAGGUUCUCAAUCAAAUUCUGAAGGUAACAACAAUAAUUUUGAUCCUUAUUUCAUAGAAAAUUCAGACAAUCCUACUUCUAGUUUAGUUGCUGUUCCUUUUACUGGUGCGAAUUUUGUUCGACGGAGUAGGAAUGUUAAAAGAGCUCUAAUAGCUAAGAAUAAGGAAGGUUUCAUUAAUGGUGAAUUGCUUAAACCUACUGUUAAUCAUAAGGAUUACUUGAAGUGGAAACGAGCUGAUUUUAUGGUAGUAAGCUGGAUUUUCAGCUCUAUGAAUCAUGAUUUAGCUGAUGAUUUUGGCUAUAUUGAUAAUGCUGCUGACCUAUGGCUUGAAUUGGCUGAAAGAUUUGGACAGUCUAAUGGUCCAUUGAUUUAUCAAUUAAAGAAGGAAAUAGAGAAUUUGACUCAAGAAAAUAUGACUAUAGUGUCAUAUUACAGUAAACUGAAGAAGUUGUGGGAUGAGAUGCAGACUCUAAGAGCCUUUCCUACUUGUACUUGUGGUGUUAUGUUGACAUGUAGUUGUCAAUUUUUAAAGAAAGUGGCUGUUCGAAGAAGAGGACAAAAUGAUGAAGUUCUUGCUUGGUUUGAAUGGAGGUUUUGA
This is a messenger RNA of Spinacia oleracea (spinach), 624 nucleotides long. RefSeq lists its product as uncharacterized. Lineage: Eukaryota; Viridiplantae; Streptophyta; Magnoliopsida; Caryophyllales; Amaranthaceae. The record is from RefSeq and is a predicted model, not a curated record. The transcript has a single exon. Bases 1 to 624 code for a protein of 207 amino acids.